Oncorhynchus gorbuscha (pink salmon) is the source of this 1271-nucleotide messenger RNA. RefSeq lists its product as uncharacterized. Lineage: Eukaryota; Metazoa; Chordata; Actinopteri; Salmoniformes; Salmonidae. The record is from RefSeq and is a predicted model, not a curated record. The coding region runs from base 56 to 1183 and encodes 375 amino acids. Gene Ontology annotation, cellular component: external side of plasma membrane; membrane raft. Gene Ontology annotation, biological process: positive regulation of ERK1 and ERK2 cascade; T cell activation; interleukin-15-mediated signaling pathway. Gene Ontology annotation, molecular function: protein tyrosine kinase binding; MHC class II protein binding. The transcript has 7 exons.
CAACACCACACAGAACAGAGAAAGAAACGGUUACGGAAGGCAGAGCAAGAGCAACAUGGCUGGGGCCCAUCACACUCUCAUUCCACUGCUGAUCCUAAAGCUUAUCAAUGCAGGUGUGCAUGGAAAACAAUUAUCUCAAUACGUCAAUGAGAGGGCUGAUGUCAGUCUGCUGUGUGACAAUGUGGUUAAUUCAGACUGCUCCUUAAUUAUGUGGCUUCACAGCAGAGAGAGUUUUCAAAAUGCUAUUCAAGAGGUUUUUAACGGGAAGGUGAGAGUUAACUCAAAGAGAGCUAAAAAACUGAGUGUGGACGCUGACUGUUCUCUACAUAUUCACAAUGUCACAGCUGAGGAUGCUGGACGCUACACAUGUCGAAUUUUAAAACCCCAAAAUCCCUUUUCAGACACUGAUACCUAUCUGUCUGUUCUGACCAUCUCCUUGUCCACACUACUGACAUAUCUAAAGCCUGAUAGACCAGUAACAAUAAGGUGCUCUCUGCACACCAAUGAAGGGAGUGGAAAGUGUAGGAUAGUUCGCAAUAGUCAAGUUCAUCUGAGCUGGAUGGAUGAGACUGGUAGGAAGCUGCAGGGAGACCCCAGAUACCAGCUCACAGGGCCUCGCUGUGACAUCACUCUGAAUGUGACAUUCCAGAAGGAGGACAACAACAGGAAGUGGACGUGCACACUGACUGACAAGGGAAACGUGAAGAUCUCCAUUGACUUCACCUCCACAUUCUCAGAUAUUAAAGACACGGAUGAUGACGGUGGAGAGGAAAACGACGGUCUUAAACAGUCGCUGCUGAUCUGGGUGCCAAUGGGGGUGGUGGUGUGUGUGGCUGUGUGUGUGUGUGUGACCGCAGUCACCUUCAGAAGGAGGGCAUAUUGUGUUUCAGGAAAUCAGAUGCCAGUCAACCCAGGAAAUAUGGUGCAAGCAAACAACAGGGAUGUGUGCUCCUCUGCUGCGUCUUCCCCCCAUGCACUGGCUACAGGUGGCCUACACAGCAUGGCCGAUGUCAACAACGUCUCGCUUGCCGGGACACCCGUGUUCCUGCUGGCUGGCCUGUGCCUCUGCAUCCUGGUGCAGGGCGCCGACCCUGACUCAGCUGAUCAUGACAUGAGGGGUUCUGGGAGAUCAAAGGCCAAAUCUGAAAGGACACCCUAUUCCCUAUGUAGUGCACUACUUUAGUGUUAUGAGGUAGAGUUUGGUGGAGUGGUACAAGUAUGCCAUUUUGGAUUCAACUAGGGUUCUAUUCCUAAAAUUGAACUGUUGAAAU